This is a messenger RNA of Pochonia chlamydosporia 170, 2433 nucleotides long. RefSeq names its product pyruvate carboxylase. Gene Ontology annotation, molecular function: zinc ion binding; nucleic acid binding; pyruvate carboxylase activity. The record is from RefSeq and is a predicted model, not a curated record. The transcript has 3 exons. Gene Ontology annotation, biological process: gluconeogenesis; pyruvate metabolic process. Lineage: Eukaryota; Fungi; Ascomycota; Sordariomycetes; Hypocreales; Clavicipitaceae. Gene Ontology annotation, cellular component: cytoplasm. The coding region runs from base 1 to 2433 and encodes 810 amino acids.
AUGGCUCUUGACACAACAGACAUUGUGGCGUUCGCAAUCUGGCUGGCCUGGAAUUGUCUGUCCACCACCCCUGAUCGUCUCAAAAACCAAGCAUUUGCCUUGAUCCUCCCUACCAUGGAAGUCCUGCAGCAGGUGGUGCUGGACUCGCAGUUUACCUUCGCCCCCGGCCUGUUGGAAGUUCUCCAUUCCACAACGCCGCCAGCAAUCUCCUACUUCAAAUCACUCCCCUUGCACACCAAGGUUUGGGCUGUGUACGUCCUGGUCCUUAAGAAGCCAGCUGAGCGACCCAAAAUCUACAUUGGCUGCUGUGCAGAGAAAAGAAGUGGCGUCGCUACCAGACUGGGCCAGUACAAUAGAGGCAUGAAUUUACCCAGGUUUGUGAGGAUUGCUCUUGACAAGGGCUAUGAUAUUUCUCACACGGGCCUUCUCUGCUGGACGAUGAUCCCCACUGCCGCGAUGAGAGUUCCAUUGCGGGCUGCCAUUCUCCUCCUUGAAACUACAUUUUCACUCUAUCUCUGGGCGAUGGCAUCUCGCGACAAGACCUAUGGCGUACCUACAAUUUGUCCUUGGCCAAUUGGCACCAUUGGAUAUGAUGGCUGUUGCUCACACGUCGCUUUCAACGAAGGGCUCCCUGGCACCAAUGAGCACUUGAGCCCUGAACAAGUCAACGCACUGGAUGCUGCAAGGAAGCUCCAAAACAGCCGUAGAGACGCGGAAACACGUGGAAAGGAGAAAGCUUCACGGUUUUCAAAGAUCACACGGGAAAGGAACCUGGCCCUCAAGAGAUUUGCAUGCGAUCCUUGCAACGUCGUCUUUGGUGCAGGCAACCAGCUGGAGAAGCACAAACGGACCCAAAAGCACAAGGACAAGAUGGCCGGGAUCGUCAGAGAAGUCAAAACACCCCAACUCAGGGUGCGCAUGGCUGCCAAUCUUGCUGCACGGAGAUAUUACUGCAGUGACUGUGAUUACACCGCCGCGACUCAGCAGAAGCUCAAUGCCCACUUGAAGCGGCCAAAACACCUCAAAAAGAGCCCUGGAAAGAAGUACAAUCUGGACUACUAUUUGGACCUGGUUGAUAAGCUUGUCAAGCUUGACAUUCACGUCCUUGGUAUCAAGGAUAUGGCUGGUGUCCUCAAGCCUCAUGCCGCCACCCUUUUGAUCGGAUCUAUCCGCAAGAAGUACCCCGACCUCCCCAUCCACGUUCAUACCCACGACUCCGCCGGUACUGGUGUCGCUUCCAUGGUUGCUUGCGCCAUGGCUGGCGCUGAUGCCGUUGACGCUGCCACUGACAGCUUGUCUGGCAUGACCUCUCAGCCCAGCAUCAACGCCAUUCUGGCAUCCCUCGAGGGUACUGGCUUGGAGCCUGGCCUGGACGCCCGCCAAGUUCGCGCCCUCGACACUUACUGGUCACAGCUGCGUCUUCUCUACUCUCCCUUCGAGGCCCACCUUGCCGGUCCUGAUCCUGAGGUGUACGAGCACGAGAUUCCUGGUGGCCAGCUCACCAACAUGAUGUUCCAGGCUUCUCAGCUUGGUCUGGGUUCCCAGUGGCUCGAGACCAAGAAGGCCUACGAGCACGCCAACGACUUGCUUGGCGACAUUGUCAAGGUUACUCCCACCUCCAAGGUUGUUGGUGACCUUGCCCAGUUCAUGGUCUCGAAUAAGCUCUCCCCCGAGGACGUCAAGGCUCGCGCUUCGGAACUCGACUUCCCUGGCUCUGUACUGGAGUUUUUGGAGGGUCUGAUGGGCCAGCCAUACGGCGGAUUCCCUGAGCCUCUUCGCUCUGACGCUCUGCGUGGUCGCCGCAAGCUCGACAAGCGCCCUGGUCUGUUCCUGGACCCUGUCGACUUCGCCAAGGUCAAGAAGGAUCUGGCCAAGAAGUACGGCGCCCCUGUUACUGAGUGUGACAUUGCAUCCUACGUCAUGUACCCCAAGGUCUUUGAGGACUACAAGAAGUUCCAGCAGCAGUACGGUGACUUGUCAGUCCUGCCUACCAGAUACUUCCUCUCCAAGCCCGAGAUUGGCGAGGAAUUCAACGUGGAGCUCGAAAAGGGCAAGGUUCUCAUCCUGAAGCUUCUCGCCGUCGGUCCUCUUAGUGAGAACACCGGCCAGCGUGAGGUCUUCUUCGAGAUGAACGGUGAAGUUCGACAGGUUGCAGUCAUUGACAACAAGGCUGCCGUUGAGAACGUCAGCCGACCCAAGGCCGAUCCCAGCGACUCCAGCCAAGUCGGUGCACCCAUGUCUGGUGUCCUGGUUGAACUUCGUGUGCACGAGGGCUCUGAUGUUAAGAAGGGUGACCCAUUGGCUGUCUUGUCAGCCAUGAAGAUGGAAAUGGUUGUCUCUGCUCCUCACAGCGGCAAGGUUGCCAGCCUCCAAGUCAAGGAGGGCGAUUCAGUCGACGGCUCAGACCUUGUGUGCAGAAUUACAAAAGCUUAG